Drosophila elegans is the source of this 738-nucleotide messenger RNA. RefSeq names its product 39S ribosomal protein L48, mitochondrial (gene mRpL48). The record is from RefSeq and is a predicted model, not a curated record. The transcript is spliced from 3 exons. Bases 89 to 634 code for a protein of 181 amino acids. Gene Ontology annotation, cellular component: mitochondrial ribosome. Lineage: Eukaryota; Metazoa; Arthropoda; Insecta; Diptera; Drosophilidae.
CACCGCACUUCAGUGUGGCUGCAUGCCAACAGCUGAUGUGAUAUAACCUGACUUUAGUUGCCAAUUGGAAACACGAAACACCAAAAAAAUGUUACGCAGGUUGAUUCCAAGUGUGCGUUUAACGCUGCAAGUGCCGAAAGCCACAACAACAGCUGUGAGGAGCACAAGUGGCAGUGUUUAUGAACCGGAUUAUCUGGAGUCCCUCAAACCGAAAUUCCCGCAGUACGACAGCCUGAAUGUGCAAAUCAAAGGCUACGACUAUCCGCAGUUGGAGAGCUACCAGCGGUUCCUGCACGGAGUGGCCGAGUAUCUGGACCUGGACGUGUCCGACUGCUAUGCCCUGCCGCCGCAGCAGACGCAGGUGCAGCGAUUGCGGCCCAACUCCACGGUCAUCGAGUCCGAGUACAAGCUGACCACCUACGAGCGCAAUUUGCAGCUAAACAACGUGGAUGCUCCGGUUUAUCCGCAAUUCCUGCGACUCGCCCAGGCAGCCCUGCCCGAAGGAGUGAGCUUGAGGGUCCAGGAGCACACCGAUGACUGCGAGGAGCGACGCUAUGUGCCGGACAAGGAGCUACUGGACCUCAAGGACGAGCUGGAACGCAUGGGCGGACCCACCACCUUCAAGAAGAAGUAGGCCGACUUGGCAAACAUUAUAUAUUUUUAAUAAGUAACCUGUGUGUGUAAAGUGUAGAGAGUAGAGAAAGAGAGAACCUAUGAAUAAAAACUUUCCUAUUUAAA